Messenger RNA from Closterium sp. NIES-65, 2385 nucleotides. The record is from the annotation of a GenBank genome assembly. NCBI's taxonomy places the organism in Eukaryota, Viridiplantae, Streptophyta, Zygnematophyceae, Desmidiales, Closteriaceae.
AUGUAUGCAUUGCCUACUAGUGCUGACGGUGCCGGUCACCUGUGCGUACCGCCUGACCCGGAUAUAGAGCCUGCUGCUCUGGCUGCUGGUGCGGCUGCUGCUCUGGGUGCUAGUGUGUCUCUUGCUCCAGGUACAAGUGCGGCUGCUGCUCUAGGUGCUAGUGAGUCUGCUUCCUUAGGUGCGGUUGCAGUCUCUCUGGCAGACCCCUCUGGGGGCCCUGUCCUUGCUCACUUCUCCACUGUCCUCCCGUGUCCGGCGGCCCCCUCUGGCACCCUGUCUGGUCUUUACCUCCCCUCGUUCUCUACGAACUUGGUGAGUGGUGCUGACCUGCAGGAUGCGGGGGCUCACCAGUUCACUCCUGCGAGUCAGCGGGUGACCCACUGCACAGACGCUCGGACAGGCCGACACCUGGCCACGUUUACUCGUCGGCCGGGGUCGAGCCUGUACACACUGACCACUGCGUCUCCUCCAGUUGCUGAGUCUGGUAGGGUAGCUGCGUCGGGUCAGCACCACCGCCUUGGUCACCCCUCUCUGCUUCGGCUCAGAGGCAUGGCCUCUCGUCUUCUUGUUUCUGGUCUCCCCCGGUCCCUCCCUCCCCUUCCUCAGGGCCCUGGCCCUACCUAUGUCCCCUGUGUCGAGGGGCGCCAGCGUGCUGCCCCUCACUCCUCCCAGUUUCCUCCGACAGAGGCACCGUUGCAGACGCUUCACAUGGACGUGUGGGGCCCAGCCCGCGUCCGUGGACAGGGUCACGAGCGCUACUUCCUGCUAGUUGUUGACGACUACUCGCGCUACACCGCAGUCGUCCCCUUGCGCAGCAAGGGUGAUGUCACUGAGGUGCUGAUCGAUUGGAUCCACGCAGCUCGUCUCCAGCUCAGGCAGAGCUUUGGCUCGGACUUUCCUGUUCUGCGUCUGCACUCAGAUAGAGGCGGAGAGUUUUCCUCUGGCCUUCUGAGAGCCUACUGUCCCGCACGGGGCAUCCGUCAGACCUUCACGCUUCCGGACUCUCCGCAGCAAAAUGGGAUUGCUGAGCGCCGCAUUGGCAUGGUCAUGGACGUCGCUCGUACGUCUAUGAUGCAUGCGGCUGCCCCCAAUUUUCUGUGGCCGUUUGCGGUCAGGUACGCGGCGCAUCAGAUCAACCUUCACCCCAAGGUCUCCAGGCCGGAGACCUCCCCAGCCUUGCUGUGGACGGGGAAGGUUGGCGAUGCGUCGGCGUUCCGGGUCUGGGGAUCUCGGGCGUUUGUCCGCGACUUGUCCCCUCGUGCUGUUCCUUGCGUCUUCCUGGGGUUCCCCCCUGAUGCGCCUAGGUGGCAGUUCUACCACCCAACCUCUCGCCGUGUUCUGUCCUCCCGGGACGUCACGUUUGACGAGUCAGUCCCCUACUACCGCCUCUUCCCCUACCGCACUCCGUCCCUCCCCCCGCCCCCGCUCUUCCUUGUAUCAGGUCCCCCCCCAGGUAGACCCCCUCCCCCCUUUGGGUCCUGCCCCUUCAGGUGUGUCCCAGGUAGACGCAAUCGAGCCUGUCGAGGUUUUGGAGCUGCUGGAAGUGCUGCUGGAGCGGGUGCUCCUGCUGGAGGUACUGGUGCUGUCCCUGCUGUUUCUGGCGUCGCCACUCGGCCUCGACUGUACUUCGUUCCACUCCUGCAGCAGGUUCUUGGUCUUCCUCCUUCUACUGGUCCUCCUCCUCCCUUCGAGUGUCCACAGCCUGUCCCGUCACAGUUACAGUUGCAGCCUACCUCCCCUUUGCCUGCUCCUUCUCCCUACACUGGUCCUACUGGGGGUCUUGCUGAGCGUCGUGAGCCUGCGUCUCGCCCUACGUCGCCUGUCUGUGCUGCUCGCGCUAGUGGUCGUGGUUCGCGUCCGCGUCCUCCUCCUGUCCCUGGCACGCACAGGAUGUCUCUGCGUCCGUCCACUGCUCCUCUGCGUGCCCCUUUGCCUUCUCCUCCUGGGUCCUCUCUUCCUGCUCUUGCCGACCCGGAGUCGGACUCUCUUCGUGCUGCCAGUCCUACUGUCACGCGUCUCCUGGCUACUGUCGUCACUGACCCUUCUUUCGAGUCCACUGCUGCGUCUGCCCUAGUUGAUGAGCUCGUCGACUUUGCUGCUCGCUGUCGCCUAGACUACGCUGCUAGUCUUGUCGCUGAGUCUGAGUCUAUCUGUCCUCCGUCCGUCGGGGGUGAGUGUGCCCUUGGCACGGACGUCCUUGAGGACAGACAGGAGGAGUUCCAGUGUCUGGCAGUUGCUUCACCUCAUCUCGUGUCUCUACUGCUUACCCCUGAGGGAGACCCGGAUGCACUUGACAUCCCGACUCCGCGCUCUUACGCAGAGGCGAUAGAGGGUCCCUACUCCUCUCAGUGGCAGACAGCUAUGGAUGCAGAGAUGGCUUCCUAG